CGGACAGACUGACGCUCUGCCUCAACGACGGAGGCGCGCGGCGGGGAUGGCGCUGGCGCGGGCCUGGAAACAAAUGUCCUGGUUCUACUACCAGUAUCUGCUGGUCACGGCGCUCUACAUGCUGGAGCCCUGGGAGCGGACUGUGUUCAAUUCCAUGCUGGUUUCCGUUGUGGGGAUGGCCCUGUACACAGGCUAUGUCUUCAUGCCUCAGCACAUCAUGGCGAUACUGCACUACUUCGAGAUUGUGCAGUGACCAAGAUGUGACCAGAACUGAGCGGCUCCUUGGGGAAGAACCACCCUCUGCAGUUGGAAUGAAACCUCAUCAGCUGUCAUAAGAAACUCUACUAGAUGUCAACAUAACCAACCCUAUGAAUAUAAAGACUAAAAUUCAUGAGUAGAACAGGAACAUAAUCCUGACUCAUGUGUUGUGUUCUUUAUUUUUAAUUUUAAAAGAGGCUCUUGUAUAGUAGUUUUUGUCUAUUUUAACAUUGUAGUCAUUUGUACUUUGAUAUCAGUAUUUUCUUAACCUUUGUGACUGUUUCAAUAUUACCCUGUGAAAGCUUUUCUUAAUGUAACUUUGAGUACAUUUUAAUUGCCUUCUAUUUCUAAAACCCAAAGUCAUUAGUUGGGCUAGUUCUUGCUAUUGUAUGGCACAUACAUCUGCCUGGAUCUAUUUCUACUCUUGACCAAAGUUUUGUAAGAAACAAUACAAGAUUUGGGGCAGGGGGAUGGGGAGGGAGGAUAUUUUAUUGAGAACUAUUUACAAAAGACUUACCUGUAAGUUUGAACUCAGGAGUACAGUUUUAGCUCUCUAGGCUCUACUCUUAACAGCUUUUGCUUUAAAACUUUAAGUAUUUCUUAACAAUGAAAAAGAAAGAUCUUGCUAAAGUUCAAAUGAGGAACAUUUCACCUUUUAAAUAUUUAAUUCUUAUGUGGACUCAUUUCCAGAAAACUUUGGUGAUGGUUCUCAUGACAAAAGGUGGUUAAAUAGCAUUAUUAUGUAAUGCUUAUAUACCAUAGAGUUUUUAGUAGAAAGUAAAUCAAUUUCCUCUGAGGGUUAUUAGUAACAAUGUACUUCCUUAAAUUUAGUUUUCAUGAUUGUAAUGGGUGCUGCACAUGCAUUUGCACAUUGCAAUAAGAUGAGAUGAAUUGUUAAAAACUAUAGCAAAAAGAAACGUAAACUUGGUUAAAAUCCUUUCACUCUUUGUAUUUUUUUUUAAAGAUUUUUAUUCCUUAAAUGUAAAAUGACUACCUAAUUUUUUGAUGUAAACUCAUUAAAUUCAAAGAAAAA
Odobenus rosmarus divergens (Pacific walrus) is the source of this 1291-nucleotide messenger RNA. It is a transcript of the gene SPTSSA, whose product is annotated as serine palmitoyltransferase small subunit A-like. The coding region runs from base 47 to 253 and encodes 68 amino acids. Gene Ontology annotation, molecular function: serine C-palmitoyltransferase activity. The record is from RefSeq and is a predicted model, not a curated record. Lineage: Eukaryota; Metazoa; Chordata; Mammalia; Carnivora; Odobenidae. The transcript is spliced from 2 exons. Gene Ontology annotation, biological process: ceramide biosynthetic process. Gene Ontology annotation, cellular component: serine palmitoyltransferase complex.